This is a messenger RNA of Prunus armeniaca (apricot), 3774 nucleotides long. Lineage: Eukaryota; Viridiplantae; Streptophyta; Magnoliopsida; Rosales; Rosaceae. The record is from the annotation of a GenBank genome assembly.
AUGACGAAGCCUAAAGUCGAAGAAGCAAAACCUAACGCGGAAGAGAAACCCGACGAUCUCGAAAUCAACUCGAUCGGCUCCCUCUACAAUGGACCUUGGGACAAGAAGUACUGGAGCUCCUCCAGGGGGAAAGAUCGGUAUCCUUAUCCAGUUGGGUACCGGGCUGUUCGAGCUCACAAUGGGAGCACAUAUAAGAUGGAAAUUCAAGAAGGUCCUAAAGGACCUUUAUUUUCGAUUAUUGCUGCUGAUGGACAAUCGUCUUCUGGGCAAACGCCAUACAUUGCAUGGGAGAAAUUUCAGAAGGCAUUUUUUCCCCGCAUGAAGAUUUGGCAUGGGAAGAGAUUUUCGUGUAAAAUAGAUGGUGUGGAGUUUUUUGGGUUCAAAAAUCCAUUUGUCCAGAGGCUACUUCGGGAGCUGGCUGCAAACGUUAAUGGAACAGCAGAAAGGAGUUUGGUACCCUCAAGUUUCUGCAAUGGAGCUUCUAGAAGAACAGAUGUUGAUAAUCUCUUUCCAGAUGCAUGUCCAUACUUGGCAAUACCACGAAUCACUGGGAAGAGAAGUAGGAGACGUGAAAUUGUAAAUUCAAAGUCAUUCAGUUGGACUAGCAUUAAAAGAACCAGACCUGAAGAUCUGACAUCUUUUGCCAAGCCUUCAGAUUCAGUGAAAGGGAGUAAGAGAUAUCAUAAUAAUGGGAAUUCCACGCUCUCCUCUUCUUUUGAAGAAGAGUAUGACAUUUGUAAAUAUUCAAAAGCAUCGCCACCAUUAGUGCAUUUAGUACCUGCUCAUCAAGAAGAGAGUGACUUUUCAGUCAAAGAUAGUUUGCCAUUGGAUUCUGUUGGCUUCCCCAUUCAUCCCAGGAUGGAUGCUGUCCAUGAAGAAGCAAGGCUUUUUGUUGGUUCUGGAAAUUGCAAAUCUACUGUGGUAGCCAGCAACUUGUCUGUGGAUGAAGAAAAACCUCUUGAUAGGACUGAAGAUCCCGAUCUAAUGGUACCAGAAAACAAAAAUGUAGAUCCUACAGUGCCAAAAGAUUCUGAAGGUCUUAUUGACGUUGACCUUUGUGCUCCCAAUUCCUAUUUUACACAGGAUAAGACUUAUGAUUCUGCUCCAGCUUUCCAGGAUAGAAGUGCAUUGAAUGUGGUCAUUUCUGAAGGAUUGCUGACAGAAUCAUAUCGAGAAGAAGAAACAGCCACCUCUAAAUCAAAUGCAAGUUCUGAAAUGAGUGAGUUUGAUUCAGUUGGUCAAGAAAUGGCCAAGUCAAUGAUGACAUUUCUUCUUCCGCAAGCUAUUCCUCUGCUCAAGAAGGGCUCAAGGAAGGAAAAGGGUAUUGUGAGCCCUUCUGAAAUUCUGCCUUGUGCUCCAUCCCCUGGUGUAAUGCUUGCUGUAAAUAACGAUCGAAUGGAGGAAAAGGUGUACACCCAAAAUAAUGAUUUUGGUUCAAUUGUCCCAACAAAGUCUUUUGUUCCUGGCAGUUUAGAGGAUGAUCAAUACGGUGACAUUGUAGUCAACCGCGUGAUAUCUUCCUCUGAUAAGGCUGAAGCUGGUCAAGAUAGUUCUUACCCUGCAUGCCUUCUCAACAGUCAUGGGCUUCUUGUUGCUGUUAAUGAGCAUAACAAAUCAUUAGAUGAUCAUCUUGGGACCAUUGGAACCAAAGAUAUUUUUCCUUAUAAGGAAGUGGGCAUGGCUUCUACUGGGGGGCUUCAGGAAUGUGACACCAACUUAUCUGAGUCUCUUCCAGUAUGUAUGUCUCCUAGUAAAAGAGUCUUUUCUGAAGAAAUCAGGGAUAAAUCUGUUAAUAAGGAUGAAUGCUCACUAGGUGUUAAUAUCCAUUCUAUGAAAAGCAAUGAAACUGCAGUUGAUCUUCCUGAAGCCAUAAAUAUAAUUGAUGACAACCAAAGAGGCAUGUUGAAUUCUUCAAAGGCAACACAGAAUGAAAAUGCUGUUAAGACAACUGUUGCAGAAACUGGAAAUGAGCCCUCCACUCAAGUUCCACCCUUAGUAUAUACCAAGAGAAAAGCUCAAAAUAUAUGUCCUAUUAAAGGAAAUCACAGUGGUCCACUCUCAGAAAGUAUAAUAUGCAGAAACAGUGGGGAUAUUUGUUUGCCUGAAUCAUACCCUUCCACAGAGACUUUGCUUGCGUUGGAGACUCUUCAGAUGGGUUCUUCUGAUGACAAUUCAAAUAAAGAUUCAUUCUGUGCUGAAGCCAAGAUUGUGGGACAUUCCCGUUGUUUGAAUGCAGACAAACCUUCUGUGAAUUCUAAAGGUCUCUUAAAUGGUCAUUGUCCUGCUGUAUUACAAGAGCAAGCAUUGGUUGGUGCCUCCAAAGAAAAAGAUACUUUGUGCUCUCUUGAUUUGUCUGUUUCACGUUUAGAAAACCAUGUUGACAAGGAUGUGGUUGGGCAUGAGAACCUCCUUGAGCUAAACGACACUGAAACAUCUCAGAAACAGGGGAGGGGUCUCAUGCAUAAUCCCAAUAGUGUUCCGCAUAGUUCAGACUCGAAGCCUCAUAGUGUGGAACUUAAUAACGAACAAACAGGCGGUCUUGAGUUUGUGGGAUGUUAUUCCCAUCAAAAUCCCGUUUUGUCAGUAUUGUUGAGUGCAAAAGGGACUGAAAUUUAUGUUUGUGUUUUAUGUGGCCUUCUGGUUGAUAAGGACGGAAGCCUAUUCAUCUAUAAGGUAGCAAUUGAGGAACCAAGGGUUGGAUCCCCUUCUUUUGUUGGUCACACAUCAGUAACAUUGCCGAUUCGAAAAGACUAUUUUGGUAGAAUUGCUUUGGAAAGAUCCAGUUUGCAAUUCACCCCGGACGGGCAAUAUCUAGUUUUACUUGACAGCAUUAAAACACCUUACUGCAGGCAGGGGAGUAUCCAUUGUUUGUGCUCCACAUGUACGUCAAACUGCUCGGAGGAGAAUACAGUAAAGAUUGUGCAAGUAAAACUUGGCUAUGUUUCAAAGGUGGCAAGUUUGAAAGCAGUAGACAGUUUAGAAUGCAUAUUGGUUUGUGCACCUAACAAUCUUGUUGCUGUUGGAGAAAGUGGGAGACUGCAUCUGUGGGUUAUGAAUUCAACAUGGAGUGCGCAAAUAGAGAAUUUUGUUCUGCCAGCUGAAGAUUGCGUCUCCCCUGGAAUAGUGGAGUUGAAGAGAAUUCCAAAUUGUACCCAUAUAGUUGUUGGACAUAAUGGUUUUGGUGAAUUCAGUUUAUGGGAUAUUUCUAAACGCAUCGUUGUGUCGAGGUUCUCUGCAGCAAGCGCUUCAAUCUGUCAAUUCGUUCCUGUCAGUUUGUUUACUUGGCAAAUAAAAUGCCUUGUUUCAAGCUACUCUGAUAUAGAAGAACACAUCAAUGAAUUGGUGGCUGCCACAUCCAAUGACCAAUUUUCUUUGGAGGGGGAAGACAUUGCUGUCUGGCUUCUUGUCUCAUCAUCUUCUGAUUCUGAUGCUCAACAAGACUAUGUAUCAGAUGAUUGUGACUCGAAUCCAGUGGGGAGGUGGAGGCUUGCUCUAAUGGUGAAAAAUAUGGUGAUCUUCGGAAGUGCAUUGGAUCCAAGCGCUGCUGUGAUUGGUGCAUCAGCGGGUCAAGGCAUCUGUGGUACUUGUGAUGGGCUUGUGUAUAUGUGGGAAUUGUCUACAGGAAACAAAUUUGGCGCUCUGCAUCAUUUCAAAGGUGGCAGUGUUUCCUGUAUUGCUACGGAUGAUUCGAGGCCGAGGCCAGGCGCUGUGGCCGUAGCUGGGGAUAAUCAGUUGCUGGUUUUCCUGCACUCUGAAAAGUCGUCUGUACUUUAA